Molecule: messenger RNA, 601 nt
Organism: Notechis scutatus (mainland tiger snake)
Lineage: Eukaryota; Metazoa; Chordata; Lepidosauria; Squamata; Elapidae
Source: RefSeq, a predicted model, not a curated record
AUGGGAAACGCUUUCAUUGCCCACCGUGGUCAUAUUGUCACUGCUGUUGCUGUUGCUGCUGCUGUGGCUUCUGCUGUUCUUGUAUUUUGCAUUGUAUCACUGACAAAUAAGCCAACUUUAAACCCUGAUGACUGUAAGCUGCUAUUGGCAGCCUCCGAACAUGGGAGACGCCCGUGCCCGACUGACUGGAUUGGGUACCAGAUGAAAUGUUUCUACUUCUCAGAUAAAGAAGAAACCUGGUCUGCUAGUCAACACUUUUGCUCUUUGUACAAUGCCUCGCUGGUCAUUAUUGAAAAGGAAGAAAUGGAUUUUGUGCAGCGUUACAAAGGCAGCAUUUCCCACUGGAUUGGCCUCCAACGAGACCCGAAGCAGCCCUGGAAAUGGGUCAACGGAAGUGCUUCAACGUGGGAGGUCCUCGGUGAUGGAGGGAACUGUGCCUUCCUGAAUGACGAAGGCAGAGCAAGCUGUUCCAGGUGCCUCACCCGCCAUCACUGGAUAUGCAGCAAGCCUGAUGAGUUCACACGUCCAAAGAUAGUUUGAAGAUACACGGCUUCCAAUCCACCCAACUGGCAUUAUCUCCUAAUGUUGGAUAAAGUAAUGC